GGUUCACACUUCACAGUUUGCAACUCUUAUCCACACACUACCCAAUUUCUAGAGAGAGAAAGCAACACCACCAUCUCUACGAAGGCCUCAAAUGGCGAUUUCUUUGGGGGUUUUCUCUACCUUCUUGGUCGACGACACGGCGUUGUUCUCCAAGUCGUCGUCUUCGUCUCUGCGGCUUGUCGGAGCUCCAGUUGCUUCUCCUGCUCGUGUUAGCAUGCGCACAGUGCGCAUGGUUACCUAUGCCACCGCGUCGAAGCCGGCGACUGUUCCCGGGAAGCGGGAGCCGAGAGGAAUCAUGAAGCCCCGCCGUGUGUCGCCGGAAAUGCAAGCGUUCCUCGGCGGCGUCCCUGAGAUCCCUCGCACCCAAGCCCUCAAGCAGAUUUGGGCUUACAUCAAACAGGAAAACCUUCAGGACCCUGAAAACAAGAAGAUCAUAGUGUGCGAUGAGAAGCUGAAGAGUAUAUUUGCGGGGAAGGAGCGUGUUGGGUUUCUUGAGAUCGCCGGAUUGAUCAAUCCUCACUUUCUUAAAUGAGCAAACUGCAGGAGAUGGUUUUAGACUUAAUUACCAUACAAAAACUGCUAUGUAUAUGAGGGUUUGUGGCUGAUAAUAUUGCUCAGAGAGAGACCAGUAGGGCUUUUGGUAAGGUUUUCAAGUCUGCCUAUAUCCACAGGCAUUGCCCUUUCUGGAUUUUGUGGAAUAGUUUCCCCUUUUGGGCUUCCUUAAUUAAUGUGUAGGCUUCCGAAUGCAAUGUUUUUAGUUCUACUGAAUCUGGUGUUUUGUUGUACAGACUCUGCGAUGCAAGAAUUUAUGCCCUAGCUGGUGUUUUAUUA
Cornus florida is the source of this 831-nucleotide messenger RNA. RefSeq lists its product as uncharacterized. The transcript has 2 exons. The record is from RefSeq and is a predicted model, not a curated record. NCBI's taxonomy places the organism in Eukaryota, Viridiplantae, Streptophyta, Magnoliopsida, Cornales, Cornaceae. The coding region runs from base 92 to 532 and encodes 146 amino acids. Gene Ontology annotation, cellular component: nucleus.